Molecule: messenger RNA, 1228 nt
Organism: Triticum aestivum (bread wheat)
Lineage: Eukaryota; Viridiplantae; Streptophyta; Magnoliopsida; Poales; Poaceae
Product: coiled-coil-helix-coiled-coil-helix domain-containing protein 2
Exons: 3
Coding region: 194-631 (145 amino acids)
Biological process (GO): mitochondrion organization
Cellular component (GO): mitochondrion; nucleus
Source: RefSeq, a predicted model, not a curated record
GGCACACACGCGGGGAGCAGGCAAGUCUCGUCACCGUCACCGGCCGGAGAUCUCUCCGUGCCUGCCUAAUAUAUAUAGCACCCACCGAACCGAAUGUCAAUGUGUCAUCGAUCUAUCCCUCGCCUGAGAAAUAGAAUACAUACACAACCAAGAUCGUCAAUCGGAUCUAAUCUCGCCGCUCCUCCGGCCAGCCAUGGGACGCAGAGGAGGAGGAGGGGGGGGGGGGGCGCUCCGGUCCGCGCCUCGCGCCAGGACCCCGCCCACGAAGCCGGCGCCCAAGGCCCCGGCUCCGGUACCGGCAUCCGCCGGCGGCCACAGUAACGUCAUUUCGGCCCUGGCAUACAACAUCGUCGACGGUAUCACCCGGGGCGCCGGCAACGCCAUGGGCCACAGGUUCGUCGAGUUCUUUGCCGGGCCACGCACCAUCCAGGUCGUCUCCUCCGAGCCCCAGGCCGCCACCGCCGCCGAUUCGUCCCUCGACUCGUGCGGCGCCCACAACAAGGCCUUCGCCAAUUGCCUCAACCACUCCCAAAGCGACAUCAGCCGGUGCCAGUUCUACCUUGACUUGCUCAACCAGUGCCACCGCGGGUCCAGUAACGCCGGCCUCGCCGCCGCCACCACCAUCUCUUAGAGACCGAGAUCUCGGCUCAAUCGGUCGCCUAGUUUUUAGUUUAUAUCGGUUUAUCUACCAAGAUUAAUUCCUGUUGCUAGUCAUGGUAUUUGUAGUAGUAAUAGCCAUCUCGUCGACUUAUAAUCAUCCUCGUCUCCUUAUGAAUGAACGAUUACUUAGAGAUUGAUUCAUUUGCUCUGUUUUUACUCAGAGAUUGAUUGAUACCAAUGGGGAGCUGCCGACACGGCCAUGCUCCACCCACACAACAUAUUAGUUAUUUUGUCGGCCAGUGAAAAUUAUACAUGUGAACUUUUGUACUCUCCCUCUCUCUUUUUUGAGCAGAGAUAUUAAAACCAAUAAGGGCCAAAGGAAGAUGCGAAGACUGGGCUAUCCAUGUGGCGAACUGGAAGAAAAGAAGAACAUAUCUCUUUUCAAAUUACAAUAUCAAAAGUAGCAUAUAAUUUAGUUUAUUACAUAGUUCUGAAAGAUUUAUGCCAAGCCAUCAUUGGAUAACCCCGCAGGGUUCAUGGUUGUUGCAUAGGCCAAGAGCUACUCGGAACUUUACAACGGUGGUAGGAAAAUCCAUCCUUACAUAAGAGAAACCGCAUCUUUAUUACA